Messenger RNA from Zea mays, 3025 nucleotides. RefSeq lists its product as uncharacterized. Bases 207 to 2819 code for a protein of 870 amino acids. The record is from RefSeq and is marked validated. Gene Ontology annotation, biological process: protein phosphorylation. NCBI's taxonomy places the organism in Eukaryota, Viridiplantae, Streptophyta, Magnoliopsida, Poales, Poaceae. The transcript has a single exon. Gene Ontology annotation, molecular function: ATP binding; transmembrane receptor protein tyrosine kinase activity.
GGCGCCUUAUUCCCCCCAAACAAGGAUCCUCUUGGAGGAGGAGAUUACAGAGGCAUGCACACCUCUGUUCUUCUCCCUCCUCUCGUCUUCCUCCUAAACUCGACUCAUUCGCUCGACACCGCAUGGCCUAACCAGUUAAACCCCCUUCCUCCUGCACCGGUGAAUUGAACGAACCAAACCGUCCUGACUGGUCCAGCGAGGCGAACAUGGCAGCCUGCCGCGGCGCCUUCCUCGCCGUCGUCAUUGCGAUCAACGUCGUGGUUUCCGCUUCCGCGGACAAGUACAAGCCGACGGAGUCCAUACUGGUGAACUGCGGUUCGGCAAAGGAGGGCAAGGACGUCGACGGGAGGAAAUGGGCGGCCGACCAAGACAAGAGCUGGCUCGUCGACGCCGGGAAGUCAUCCAUCAUGGGCGACGCCGACGUCCAGGACCCGUCGCUUCCGUCGCCCGUGCCGUACAUGACGGCCCGGGUGUUCACCAAGGAGGCCAUGUACAACUUCUCCGUCGGCGACGCGGACAGGCACUGGCUGCGCCUCCACUUCUACCCGGCGGCCUACCACGGCGUCCCGGCGGAGCAGUUCUUUUUCUCGGUGUCCACGUCCACCGGGAUCACGCUGCUCCGCAACUUCAGCGUGUACAUCACCGCCAAGGCGCUCAGCCAGGCGUACAUCAUCAGGGAGUUCACGCUGCCGCCGAUGGCCGACGGCACGCUGGCGCUCACGUUCAAGCCGACCGCGAUGAACAACGCGUCGUACGCCUUCGUCAACGGCAUCGAGAUCAUCUCCAUGCCCGACAUCUUCGCUGACCCGGCGACCAUGGUCGGCUUGGCUGACCAGACCGUGGACACCGCGACCAGCAGCCUGCAGACCAUGUACAGGCUCAACGUCGGCGGCUCUUACAUUGCCCCGACCAACGACUCUGGGCUGUCGCGGGACUGGUACGACGACACACCAUACCUCUACGGAGCUGCGGUCGGCGUCACGUACAAACCUGACGACAAUGCCCAGAUCAAGUUCCCGAGCCCUGAGGCAGAGUACGCGGCGCCGGCCAGCCUCUACCUCAGCAGCAGGUCCAUGGGCCCUAACCCAAAGGUGAACCAGAACUACAACCUGACGUGGGUGUUCGAGGUGGACAGCAACUUCACCUACGUUGUCCGCCUCCACUUCUGCGAGCUGCUGCUUACCAAGGUCAACCAGCGGGCGUUCGACAUCUUCGUCAACAACAAGACGGCGCAGGCAGACGCGGAUGUCAUCGGGUGGACGUCCGGGAAGGACGUGCCCGUGUACAAGGACUACGCCACGUUCAUGCCCGCCGGCACAGCCGACAAGAUCCUAUGGAUCGCGCUGCACCCUUCCGUGUCGAUGAAGCCGGAGUUCUACGACGCGGUCCUCAACGGUCUCGAGAUAUUCAAGAUGAGCGACAGCUCCGGCAACCUCGCUGGUCCGAACCCCGACCCGUCCAGGAUGCUGGAGGAGGCAGAGAUGGGCGUGACGCAGGGGCAGUUCAAAGCCAAGCAAAGCAACCUCCAGGCCAUGGUGAUCGGCGGCGCGGCGGGUGGCGCGGCGGCCUUUGGGAUUGUAGCGGCCAUAUGCGUCGUGGCUUACCACUCGAAGAAGAGGCGGGCGCUGGGUAACAGCGUGUCGCAUUCCUCGGGAUGGCUGCCCGUGUACGGUGGCAACUCGCACACAAACGCCAGCAAGUCGUCCGGCGGCAAGAGCGCGGCGCUCAACCCGAACAUCACGGCCAUGUGCCGGCACUUCUCGUUCCAGGAGAUCAAGGCGGCGACCAAGAACUUCGACGAGUCGCUGGUGAUCGGCGUGGGCGGGUUCGGCAAGGUGUACAGGGGCAUCGUCGACGGGGACACCAAGGUGGCGAUCAAGCGGAGCAACCCGUCGUCCGAGCAGGGCGUGCUGGAGUUCCAGACCGAGAUCGAGAUGCUCUCCAAGCUUCGCCACAAGCACCUCGUGUCGCUCAUCGGCUGCUGCGAGGACGACGGCGAGAUGGUCCUCGUGUACGACUACAUGGCGCACGGCACGCUGCGGGAGCACCUGUACAAGAGCGGGAAGCCGGCGCUGCCGUGGCGGCAGCGCCUUGAGAUCACCAUCGGCGCCGCGCGGGGCCUGCACUACCUCCACACCGGCGCCAAGUACACCAUCAUCCACCGCGACGUCAAGACGACCAACAUCCUGGUGGACGAGAACUGGGUGGCCAAGGUUUCCGACUUCGGCUUGUCCAAGACCGGCCCGACGGCCAUGAACCAGACGCACGUCAGCACCAUGGUGAAGGGCAGCUUCGGGUACCUCGACCCGGAGUACUUCAGGCGGCAGCAGCUCACGGAGAAGUCCGACGUCUACUCGUACGGCGUGGUGCUCUUCGAGGUGCUCUGCGCACGGCCGGCGCUGAACCCGAGCCUGCCGAGGGAGCAGGUCAGCCUCGCCGACCAUGCCCUGAGCUGCCAGAGGAAGGGGACGCUGGAGGACAUAAUUGACCCGGUGCUGAAGGGCAAGAUAGCGCCGGACUGCCUGAAGAAGUACGCCGAGACGGCGGAGAAGUGCCUGUGUGACCAUGGAGUGGACCGGCCGUCCAUGGGCGACGUGCUGUGGAACCUCGAGUUCGCGUUGCAGAUGCAGGACACCUUCGAGAACGGCGGGAAGCCGGAGGGUGGAAGAGGCAGCUCGAGCGACAGUGGCACCGUGUCUAUGGCCGACAGCAUGGCUGCCUCGGCUGCGGCGCUCGAGCUGAUCAGCGAGGACAUGGACGAGGAGGACAUCGCCAACAGCGUGGUGUUCUCGCAGCUCGUUCACCCGACUGGCCGGUAAGGGGUGUGCGUGUGUGGAUUGGGACGUGGAUGCUGAAAUCUAUGGGUGCGUGCGUUUGUUGUCCGUUGGGGUUCAUCUGUUCUUGUUAAUAUGUACUCAGAUCAUGUUGUGCGUAUGUGUGUGUCGUCGUUGUUGGUUGAUUCUUUAAUUUGGUUCCUUUUGCUGUACUUUUGUGGGCCAUGAAAACGGGGGAAACUUGGUAAGAA